Messenger RNA from Dermacentor andersoni, 1032 nucleotides. RefSeq lists its product as uncharacterized. The record is from RefSeq and is a predicted model, not a curated record. Lineage: Eukaryota; Metazoa; Arthropoda; Arachnida; Ixodida; Ixodidae.
AUGUCACAAGACGCACAAGACGUCAUCAACCUAUCCUCGUACACACCGACCGAGAAGGAGGCUGCGGUACUGUACCGUGGUUUAAACUUCAGCACGGAAAAACCGCCAAGGCCAAGAGAUGUGGUCUGUGCAGUAGAACGUGCGGUCAGUAAACUUCCCUCUGAAGUGCAAGAAGAAGCCCGCACCCGUGCCAUUGGUGUACUUUCCGGUAUGCGGAGACACGGUGCAAGAACGCAUUCGUCGAUAAAGGAGAAGCAAGCCAUUCAAAGCCUACGGAAUAACAGUAGCAUCGCCAUUCUACCCUCCGACAAAGGCAACGCUACAGUCCUGCUAGAUAAGAGCGACUACCACAAGAAGAUGUUGGCCCUUCUCGAAGACCAUCAUACGUACGCUCCUCUGGCUUAUGACCCUACAAGCAGACUACAAACCAAACUCCAAAAAUUGCUGGCCAUGCUGUUCAAGUUGGUUCCUCCGCACCACGUGGGUCUCUAUCACCGUUUGCUCUGCACGAACGGAUCAGCCCCUGCAAUCUACGGCCUGCCAAAAGUCCACAAGCCUGACGUCCCACUUCGUCCUAUCGUCGACUUCACCAGAUCACCGCUCUACCGACUAUCGGGCUACCUUCACCAGGUGUUGAGCCCUCUUGCCGGUAAGACCUUGACGCACGUCGAAAACUCAUCCGCAUUUGUAGCAAAGAUAAAGGACAUCACGUUGAGUGAAGAUGACGCCUUGGUCUCGUUCGACGUCACAUCGCUUUUCACUAGUAUCCCACUGGAUUUGGCAGUAGCCACAUGCAAAGAAGCCCUAGAAGCAGACAGUGGUCUUCCUGGUCGCACGCCCUUCGACGUCCCCGAACUCGGCGAACUGCUGCGGUUUUGUCCAAGCAACACGUAUUUUUCUUAUGGUGGCAGCCUUUAUCAGCAAACGCAUGGCACGGCAAUGGGAGCUUCAAUAUCGGUCACCACGGCUAAUCUAGUAAUGGAAGCCUUGGAAGGGAAAGUGCUGGCCACAUUCAACCCGGCACCUAGCUAA